CCGUUCUCCUGGCUACUCCCGCUGCGUCCUGGCCACAAUUCACCAUCUUUGCGUCGAGUUUUCUUGCUCCUGGACACUCUCCACCGCGGCUGCUGCACCAUCCCAAAUCUCGUCUCGCCUUGCUCUGUGGGCCAUGCAGCGUCCCGGUGCCCAUUCUCCCAUCCAAACAGCUCCCCGGCACGCGCUGAGUGCUUGCCGAGCAAACUCUGUUCGUGUUCCCGGCGGCCCGCAUGUCCUCGGCCGGGGCGACGCCCUCGCCCGGGGCCGAGCCUCCCAAGAAACGGAUCCGCAAGUCCCGGAGUCGGGGGCUGCGGACAAAGACUGGCUGCUUGACCUGUCGGAAGCGUCACAAGAAGUGUGACGAGAAUGUGCCGGUCUGUGGCCCUUGCUCCAUCUCCAGCCGGGACUGCGUCUACGCGGACGGCGGGCCUCGUCCCUGGCCUCCGCCGGCUCCGUCCCCUUCGGCUCCGGCAUUCCGGAGCAGACACCACCCCACGAGUGCCCCGGCCGGAGCAGCCGCGGCAGGUGCCGCGCCGGUCGCCACGCCGGCCCUCUCGCUGCACACACAUUCUCCAGACGGCCCGCUCCGGCCUUCACAACGCGGCUCCCCGUCGCUCCACAGCAUCAACGUCCCCAGCCCAGAUGCCCCCAAGUUCGGAUCGCCCCGGGGCCUCCCGUCGGACCCCGGUCAGCUGCGCGGUGCUGACGGCGUCGAUGCGCACGCGUCUCCAUGGGCUUUCUCACCAGAAACAGUGACUUCAGAACUCCUGACGGCGGAUCUCGCGUCCACGCGGUGGCUGGAUCUCCUGGCAAAAGAUGCCGCACAGGCAGAUGGGGCUUUCUCCUUGACCGGGACGCCCGCGCCAGCGCCGUCUCCAGCACCGGAAGGAGACAGCCAGGGCCUCGACGCACUUUCUGAUCCGCAGGCGGCAAUGUCGAGAGCCGCUGCGGAAUCAGAAGCGGUGGCAAGGGAGAAGCACGCCUGGCAGCUGCCCGAAGAUUUUGUGCUGAACCACCACGAGACCAUUCUCUUCCGGACGUUUGCAGAAAAGGCUGCAUUGUGGCUCGAUCUCUUCGAUCCCUUGAAACAUUUCUCGACCUAUCUUUCAAGAUUAGCCCUCCGCAACACGGGGAUAAUGAAGGCCAUAUUGGCACUCACAUCCCGCCACAAAGCUCUCGAGGAAGCCCGGACGGCCCAGGUGAAUAACCCGAUGCCGCCACCGCCACCACAAGCGCUCCUCCCGUCCAUCGAAAACAUCAACAACCGCACCAACGACUUGGCAUACACCCGCGCCCCCGCAUCCGCAGCCGCCGUCGCUGCCCGCGAGGACCCCAACGACGCCGUGCAGUACUAUUACGAGACGCUCCACUACAUCCAGACGGCGCUCCGUUACAACAGCUACGCGCACUCGGAGGAGCUCCUGGGCACGGCCAUUGUCAUCUCGACGUACGAGAUGCUCGACCAGUCCGACAGCAACUGGCAGCGCCACCUCAAGGGCGUCUUCUGGAUCCAGCGCUCGCAGAACUCCAACGGCGGGUGCGGCGGCCUGCGGCAGGCCGUCUGGUGGGCGUGGCUGCGGCAGGACAUCUGGGCCGCGUUCCGCGAGGGCAGGCGCUGCCUGUCCUUCUGGCGGCCCGUCAGGGGCCUUCACGAGCUCAGCCAGCACGAGCUCGCCGACCACGUCGUGUACUUGCUCUCCCAGUCGGUCAACUACUGCGCCAAGCCCGACGUGAACUCUACCGACCCGGCCGUGGUCCGCAGGAGGUCGCAGUCUGGCGAGGCGCUGCUGGGCAUGCUUGAGACCUGGAAGUCGUUCACGGGGCCAAAGUUCCUCCCCUUGCCUUCGCCCAUGUCGCCAGGGCAGGCGAGCAUGGCCGCCGUGUUUCGGCCGCUCUGGAUGCACCCGCCAGAGUUUGGCGUGGCAAUGCAGGCGUACCAUUUCGCGCGCAUCCUGAUCACGCUGCACAGUCCGGCGACCGGCUUUGAUGGCUAUCUCAGGACUCAGAAAAUAUUGGCUGAAGCAGUAGCGACAAUCUGCGGCAUCGCCAUGGAACUGAAAGACCAAGGCUGCCAGAUCAUGUCCGCGCAGUGUCUUUUUGGAGCCGGCCUCUGCGUGCAAGACGACGUCAAGAGGAAUAUUGUGCUGUCGCUGAUCGAUGCCUGCGAGGCGCGGACCGGGUGGUCCAUGAAUGAGAUGAAGAACGACCUGCGGACGGAAUGGGCCAAGGUCGCAUAAUAGUUAUCUCGGGAAAUGAAGCGAUCUCAGUGACGAUGCGCAACUGUCUCUACAUGUUCUCAGAGAGGGACGUGCUCGAUGUUUCGUGGUGAACAUGUUGGCUUGUAAACGUGCUACUUUCCUCUG
Molecule: messenger RNA, 2363 nt
Organism: Microdochium trichocladiopsis
Lineage: Eukaryota; Fungi; Ascomycota; Sordariomycetes; Xylariales; Microdochiaceae
Exons: 7
Coding region: 231-2237 (668 amino acids)
Biological process (GO): positive regulation of transcription by RNA polymerase II
Cellular component (GO): nucleus
Molecular function (GO): DNA-binding transcription factor activity, RNA polymerase II-specific; zinc ion binding; transcription cis-regulatory region binding
Source: RefSeq, a predicted model, not a curated record